Molecule: messenger RNA, 1057 nt
Organism: Trichoderma reesei QM6a
Lineage: Eukaryota; Fungi; Ascomycota; Sordariomycetes; Hypocreales; Hypocreaceae
Gene: ypt1
Product: ras GTPase
Exons: 5
Coding region: 70-678 (202 amino acids)
Molecular function (GO): GTP binding; GTPase activity
Source: RefSeq, a predicted model, not a curated record
UCUCUCCAGAGCCUCAGAGCCUGCUUUCGUCUCCUGUCCCAACAGCAAACGCAACACCAACCGCCCAUCAUGAACCCUGAAUACGACUACCUCUUCAAGCUCCUCCUCAUCGGUGACUCCGGUGUUGGAAAGUCUUGUCUGCUGCUGCGAUUCGCCGAUGACACCUACACCGAGUCCUACAUCUCCACCAUCGGUGUUGACUUUAAAAUUCGAACGAUAGAGCUCGACGGCAAGACUGUGAAGCUGCAGAUUUGGGACACCGCCGGCCAGGAGCGUUUCCGAACCAUCACCUCUUCCUACUACCGCGGUGCGCACGGCAUCUGCGUCGUCUACGACGUCACUGAUAUGGACUCCUUCAACAACGUCAAGCAGUGGCUUCAGGAGAUCGACCGGUAUGCCACCGAGGGCGUCAACAAGUUGCUCGUAGGCAACAAGAGCGAUAUGUCCGACAAGAAGGUGGUUGAGUACACCGUUGCCAAGGAAUUCGCUGACAGCCUGGGCAUCCCCUUCCUCGAGACCUCCGCCAAGAACGCCAGCAACGUCGAGCAGGCUUUCUUGACCAUGGCUCGCCAGAUCAAGGAGCGCAUGGGCACCACGACGGCCAACAACACGAAACCCAGCGUGCACGUCGGCCAGGGCCAGGGCGUCGGCAACUCUUCCAGCAGCAGCUGCUGCUAAAUGUUUCGUGUGUUUCUGCUUUGUCGUGGCCCGAGAAUGGUGACAGGAUGAUUAGAGCAGUAUGACUUCCCAUGGGGAAACGACUGGACCAUGUUUGUUAUGACAUUUCCCUCCAUGAUUCUAGGGUUUUCUCAGUUUGCCCCCAAUUUCUGCGCAUUAGAGUACAUCAUGUCUCAUUGGAUCUCGCCCCCUUCGGACGCACGCACGCACGCACGCACAACGUGGCAAUCUCGCUUGCUUUCUAGGACAGACACAUUGGGGUCGGGCGGGAAAGGGAGAAGGACGAUGAAACGGGAGGAAGGACGUGAUACUGAUACACUCUGGGAACAAGGCGCAAAUAUCAAGAGAGACGAGGACCUUACGGUUGCGCUAGCUGUAC